AUGGCUAAGCUACUACAAUCUCCACCCAAGUUUCUGCCCUCAGAGUGGCACAUCUCUAAUAAGAAUCAGUACCACAGGGCAGAGGCCCAGAGGUCCCAAUCGGAACGCCUGGUGGCAGAAAGCCAGAGGCUUGUGGAUGAAAUUGAUAAGACCACAAGGAAAUCUCAAAGUGAUGCGAACAAGAAAAUUGAACAGAGACUCGAGGAAGUCAGGUUCUGGAAGAAGGAGUUAGAUGACAAACUUGAGCAGCUUGUGAAUGAAACUGAUGAUCUACUCAAUUAUAAGAUACGAGUGGAAAAAUCCCUGGAGAGCUUUAAAGAGCCCUUGUUCAUCACCGAGAGGUGCCUGGCUUACAGGGAGAAGCGUGUGGGCAUCGACCUGGUGAAUGACGAAGUGGACCAGGAGUUGCAGAAGGAGGCGGAGAUCAUCCGGGGUGUCAUGGCCCUGCUGACCCGUACUCUUGAGGAGAUAACAGAGCAAAUUAGGCUGAACCGUUCUGCCAAGUACAAUCUGGAAAGGGAUCUGAAGGACAAGUUUGUGGCUUUGACCAUUGAUGACAUCUGCUUCUCACUCAACAAUAACUCACCAAACAUCAGAUAUUCUGAAAACGUCCUGAGGAUCGAACCCAACUCGGUGAGUCUGGAAGACUGGUUGGACUUCUCCAACACCAACGUGGAGAAGGCUGACAAGCAGAGGAACAAUUCCCUGGCCCUGAAGGCCCUGGUGGACAGCAUCCUGUCCCAGACGACCAGCGACCUGCGCAAGCAGUGUGAGGUGGUGGACUUGGCAUUUGAGAWCGGGCUGAAGGUGAUCAAGGAUGCCAGGGACAAGCUGGCUACUCAUCUGGCCAAGGUCAUGGAAGAGAUUGCUUCCCAGGAGAAAAACAUUGCACUUCUUGAAAAAGCCAUCCUUGAUCAAGAGGGGCCUGCCAAAGUGGCACACACACGCCUGGAGAACAGGACCUACCGGCCUAACGUGGAGCUGUGUCGUGAUGUUGCUCAGUACCGACUCCUCAAGGAGGUUCAGGAGAUCAACCAUAAUGUUGCACGAUUAAAGGAAACCUUGGCCCAAGCUCAUGUGGAGCUGAAGGGGCUGCAUCGCAGACAGCUUGCCCUGCAGGAGGAAAUCCAGGUGAAAGAGAACACCAUCUACAUAGAUGAAGUGCUGUGCAUGCAGAUGAGGAAGUCCAUUCCGCCCCGGGAAGGCGAUGAACUCUCGGGCUGGUCCGGGGGCAGCUGCCCUGAGGCCGUCUGCUAA
Messenger RNA from Urocitellus parryii (Arctic ground squirrel), 1257 nucleotides. It is a transcript of the gene Tekt1, whose product is annotated as tektin 1. Gene Ontology annotation, cellular component: microtubule cytoskeleton; nucleus. NCBI's taxonomy places the organism in Eukaryota, Metazoa, Chordata, Mammalia, Rodentia, Sciuridae. Gene Ontology annotation, biological process: cilium movement involved in cell motility; cilium assembly. The record is from RefSeq and is a predicted model, not a curated record.